Messenger RNA from Engraulis encrasicolus (European anchovy), 669 nucleotides. RefSeq names its product sulfiredoxin 1 homolog (S. cerevisiae) (gene srxn1). The record is from RefSeq and is a predicted model, not a curated record. Gene Ontology annotation, biological process: cellular response to oxidative stress. Gene Ontology annotation, molecular function: sulfiredoxin activity. NCBI's taxonomy places the organism in Eukaryota, Metazoa, Chordata, Actinopteri, Clupeiformes, Engraulidae. The transcript is spliced from 2 exons. Gene Ontology annotation, cellular component: cytoplasm. Bases 7 to 492 code for a protein of 161 amino acids.
ACGGUGAUGUUGCAGUUCGUUAGUAGAGGUGGUGCGUCGUCUGCCUCGAAGGCUUUAACUUGGACCACUCUAACGUUAACGUUGUCUCGCUGUUUGAGUUCUCAUAUUCAUAACGGUAAAAUGGGCUCCCUACCGGUGUCGCCGCACGAGACCAGAUCCAUCCACUCGGACAACAUCGCGGAGGUCCACAGCGUGCCCAUGCGCGUGAUCAUCCGACCCAUUCCACCGGUACCGCUGGACGAAGAGAAAGUUCGGAGCCUCAUGGAAACUAUAGAGCGUUCCCCAGACUCGGUGAGCUCGGUAGUGCCCCCUAUUGACGUCUUGUGGAUAAAGGGCGAGAGGGGCGGCGACUACUUCUACUCCUUCGGCGGUUGCCAUAGAUACGCCGCGUACCAACGCCUCAACAUGGCCGCCAUCCCCGCCAAGAUCAUCAGGUCCAACAUCUCAGACCUGCGAACGUACCUCGGGGCCUCCACGCCCAACCUGCAGUGACACACACACACACACACACACACACACACACACACACACACACACACACACACACACACACACACACACACACACACACACUGCUCCAACCUCUCAGACCUGCGAACGUACCUGGGGGCCUCCACGCCCAACCUGCAGUGACACGCACGCACACACACACACACACACACACACACA